AUGGCUGCCGUGUAUGCAAACAUACUGCCCCAGGAGGAACUGGCGGCCCUGUUCUCCCGGAAUCUCUCUCUACAUCCCGUGGCCCAGCCAGCAACAGAACCUGUACUAGCUCCUGCACCCAUACCCGCCCAAGCCCCGCAAGAAGAGCGCAAGAUUGUCUAUAUUUCGCAGCAUUACACCCACUCUGCCCACGUAGCACGGCAGGAACCCCAAACACAGCGACCUGCCUCGGAGCCUCCCCAAAACGAGCAUGCCACAGUUGAGAGAGCGCUCAGGGAACGUGGUGUGGACCCUUCUAGCUUGUCAUCAGCACAACUGGAGCUCUUCAAGAGGGUUGAUACACCGGAAAAGCUAAAGCUCAUCGAACUGUGGCGCAUUUGCCCGCCGACAAACUCCAGUGACAACCCCACCCUGGCAUGGAGCAUGACAACCGUCGACCAGGAGGAGGCCCUGGCCAAGAUGCGCUACGAGCGACUGCAGCAACAGCAACAACAACAAGAGGACGCGCGGUCAGCCGGAGAGGAUACAGUCAUGUCCCUGGACGGCACACCUUUGACCCCGAUCCAAGCAGGCGACGGCCGGUGGGACAUGGCGGCCAUGGCGAUGCACUACAUGGAGCCGUACAUGGCAUCGGGUUACGAAGAACUGGCUCGUCGUGAGUAUGAAGAGUCCGCUCGAAGGGCAUAUGCUGAGGCCGUUUCGGCGACUCUCGCGUCAAAGGAGGAGACGGCUACAUUCAGUCCGUUCGCAACGAGCAACACCACUGCCGCCGGGGCUGGUGGCACGACUUUUAACCCAGCACAUGCGGACCCGGUGUACCGCAUCACGAAUUCCGGUACUGCGGAUAACUGGGGAAGAGAGGCGGCCAUGGCAGAUCAGUAUGGAAGGAUCAUGGCGAUGAGUGGAGGAUGGUGA
Canariomyces notabilis is the source of this 915-nucleotide messenger RNA. RefSeq lists its product as uncharacterized. The record is from RefSeq and is a predicted model, not a curated record. NCBI's taxonomy places the organism in Eukaryota, Fungi, Ascomycota, Sordariomycetes, Sordariales, Chaetomiaceae. Bases 1 to 915 code for a protein of 304 amino acids. The transcript has a single exon.